CAGGUUGUGCCUCUAUGACAUGAUCCAGUCCAGAGUAACACUGAUGGCUCAGCACGGAUCUGAUCAACACCAGGUUCUUGUCUGUACCAAGUUGGUGGAGCCCUUCCACGCCCAGGUGGGCUCCCUGUACAUUGUCCUUGGGGAGCUCCAGCACCAGCAGGACGGAGGCUCCCUGGUGAAGGCGCGCGUGCUGACCUGCGUGGAGGGGAUGAACCUGCCCUUGUUGGAACAAGCCAUCCGGGAGCAGAGGCUGUACCAGCAGGAGCGGGGCGGCGGCCAGUAGGAAACAGCAGCCCAGCAACACCCCCACCUGCUUCCAAGGCCAAACCCUCUGGAGCUGCGGGAGCCCCAGAGAGCGCAGACGCCUCCCCAGCGACGGCCUUGUCUGGAGCCGAAAGCAGAGGGGCGGAUGGUGAAUCCAGCCCCUUCCCCUACUUUGGGAUUAGCUCAUCAAUGAGAGCCCAGAAAGCAUGCCAUAAAUCCGACAGCCCCACCCGGGGAGACUGCAGGUGGCUGAGCUCGGGUGCCAGCCCGUGCUUGGUGUGGGGCCAUGGAGGGUUCCAGAAGGUCCUAGUGAAUAAAGGCCCAAGGGGCGUGCCCUCGA
Molecule: messenger RNA, 604 nt
Organism: Mandrillus leucophaeus (drill)
Lineage: Eukaryota; Metazoa; Chordata; Mammalia; Primates; Cercopithecidae
Gene: TEN1
Product: TEN1 CST complex subunit
Exons: 2
Coding region: 20-283 (87 amino acids)
Biological process (GO): negative regulation of telomere maintenance via telomerase
Cellular component (GO): CST complex
Molecular function (GO): telomerase inhibitor activity; telomeric repeat DNA binding; single-stranded DNA binding
Source: RefSeq, a predicted model, not a curated record